AUGACUGAGUUCAUCCGUCAUGGUACAUAUGCGCUUGUGGGACGUUCUAUGUCUUUGGCUACUACUGGCUCUGCAGUCUCGUUUUUCCUGUCGAAAAGAUCAAACUCUUCAACAACCCCAUCAUCCACCAUGAGAGCCGCUCAGAUCUUGUUGAACCAAGCUAAGAAGAACGCCCGUCCUUCCGUUCCUAUUCCAGUGGAGAUGUACCCAUUGUUCGCCGCCUGUGGUGUGGCUGUGGUUUCCUUGGGUUACUUCACCUACAGACACUUUGCCUACGACAAGCAGCUCAGAUUGUGGAAGAACGCCGACCUCUCGCGUGUCGACGAGGUCUUGAACAAGGCUGCUGAGGAGGAGAAGAGCAAGUCCGACGAGUAA
Candidozyma duobushaemuli is the source of this 375-nucleotide messenger RNA. RefSeq lists its product as uncharacterized. The record is from RefSeq and is a predicted model, not a curated record. The transcript has 2 exons. Bases 1 to 375 code for a protein of 124 amino acids. NCBI's taxonomy places the organism in Eukaryota, Fungi, Ascomycota, Pichiomycetes, Serinales, Metschnikowiaceae.